This is a messenger RNA of Leishmania mexicana MHOM/GT/2001/U1103, 477 nucleotides long. Its product is annotated as anti-silencing protein asf 1-like protein. Gene Ontology annotation, molecular function: histone binding. Bases 1 to 477 code for a protein of 158 amino acids. The transcript has a single exon. Gene Ontology annotation, biological process: DNA replication-dependent chromatin assembly. Gene Ontology annotation, cellular component: nucleus. Lineage: Eukaryota; Euglenozoa; Kinetoplastea; Trypanosomatida; Trypanosomatidae. The record is from RefSeq and is a predicted model, not a curated record.
AUGGCCGAUCCCGUGCUGCAGUUGCUAGAGAUUGAGCUGCUCGGGGCAAACCCGGAUGCAUACACCAACCAGUUCCAGUGGAGAAUGCGUCUGGAGGCAGGGGCGAGUUUGCCUCAAACCGUCUCCGUCUCCUUCGUGUGGGUCGGAAGCGCUUCGUCGUCGCAGCACGACCAGGUGCUCGAUGACUUCGAAGUCGGACCGCUGGAGAAGGGCAUCACUGAGUUCACCUUAGAAUGUGAUGCCCCGCAGAUGGAGCUGGUACCAGUGGAGGAUGUGGUGGGUGUGACGAUUUUGCUCAUCUCGUUUCAGUACCGGGGUCAGGAGUUCCUGCGCGUGGGCUACUACACUCAAGUGGCAUACUUUGACGCGCAGCUCAACCGGAACCCCCCACCGCUGCCGCAGCGUGCGCUGCUUGGUAGAUUUGUUGCCAUGCCGCAACCAGCUGUCACAGUCACCCCCAUUGACUGGGGUCAAUAG